UAUAACGUGUUAAACUCCGCCCCGGCAGUGGGCAGCUCCUCCAGCUGAUAGCAGCCUCUCCAGCUGAGAGCAGCUCCUCUGUGAGGGUUGAAUGUUUGGGAUUGUUGUGAUGGGAGGCGACGGCCAUCUUGGAUAAGCUCCACUAACAGCCGAGCAGCAACCGGAGAGAGAGAGGACGGUAACGGUACCGGAGGAGCCAGUUAGCUUCACGUUAGCUGCUCUCAGCGAGAUUAAACCACAAUCUGUGUCGACUAUGCUUCACAGACGGUUGUUUUCCUUCACUAGCUGCCGCUUCCAGUGCAUUAAAGAUGGGUUUAAAGUGUGUUGAGCGGGUAUAACUCCGGAGAGCUGACGGAGACGGUGACGGUGGAGACGGAGAGGAUCCUCGGUGUAUUUGUUUUAAACGUUUCUUGGAUAGAGGAGUUACUAUGAAUGGAGGAUAAAUGUUGCCAAAGGCUGACAGCAGCAGUUUCGUCCUCUUCUCUCUUCUCUUUGUCCUCACGUUAACGGACCCACCACGGACAGGUCCGCGGCUAGCUCUGGCAAGAUUAUUGUCAGAGCAACGCUGCAGCCCUGGGCAGUUCGCCUGCCGCAGUGGGAAGAUGCAGUGUAUCCCAAUGUCCUGGCAGUGUGAUGGCUGGACAGCAUGUGAGGACAAGAGUGACGAGAUGGACUGUCCCCCUAUAAAGGAGGAGAGGUUUCGUUUUGGCAACGGAUAUGAGCAGGUAGAAGAUGUCAUGGGGGUGGCUCAGCCUGUGCGCUUCAACAAGAAAUGCCCCAGUGGGUGGCACCACUACGAGAAGACGGCCAGCUGUUACAAAGUGUACCUGAGGAACGAGAACUACUGGCAGGCGGUUGAUACUUGUCAGAAAGUCAACGGCUCAUUGGCUACUUUCGUCACCAACGAGGAGCUGCAGUUCAUCCUGAAGAUCGAGGUUGAUUUCGACGACAAAGUCUGUGAGCGCAGAGACCAGUGCAAGUUCUGGGUGGGCUACCAGUAUGUGAUCACCAAUCAGAACCACUCCCUGGAGGGCCGCUGGGAGGUCGCAUACAAAGGGUCGAUGCAGGUGUUCCUGCCACCUGAGGGUCUGGCCAAUUUUGAGGAGACGUCUCCCACCCAGGACAACGUCUUCUGUGCACAGCUGCAGCGCUUUCAGAUCAAGAGCAUGAAUGAACGAGGCCUGCACAGCUGGCACGCUGAGAACUGCUACAAGAAGUUUCCCUUUCUCUGCAAGAGGAGGCAGACGUGUGUUGAUAUAAAAGACAACGUUGUAAACGAGGGCUACUACUUCACCCCCAAGGGGGACGACCCGUGUCUGAGCUGCACGUGUCAUGACGGCGAGCCUGAGAUGUGCGUGGCUGCGUUGUGUGAGCGUCCGCAGGGCUGCCAGCACUUCCGCAAGGAUCCCAAAGAGUGCUGCAAGUUCACCUGCCUGGACCCAGAUGGAAACAGCCUGUUUGACUCGAUGGCCAGCGGGAUGAGACUGAUCGUCAGCUGCAUCUCGUCCUUCCUCAUCCUCUCUCUGCUGCUCUUCAUGGUGCACAGACUCCGCCAGCGGAGACGUGAACGCAUCGAAACUCUGAUUGGAGGAAACUUGCACCACUUUAACCUUGGAAGACGAGUCCCAGGCUUCGACUACGGCCCGGAUGCCUUUGGCACCGGCCUCACUCCCCUGCAUCUGUCUGAUGAUGGAGAGGGAGGCGCUUUCCAUUUCCAAGAGCCUCCUCCGCCGUACGCAGCCUACAAGUACCCAGACAUCCAGCACCCCGACGACCCCCCUCCUCCGUACGAAGCCUCCAUCAACCCAGACAGCCUCCUCUACGUGGACCUCGGACACAGCGGGGUUUCCUUGGUGCCGAGCCAGAUGAACACCAUGGUAGACGGGCUCCAGUCCGAUAUUCCCAACGCUCCUGUUCCCGUGCCAGACUCGGCGCCGUCCUCUCAGGAGAGAGAGGACUCCAUAGAUAGCAGCACCCUCCUGGUAGGGCCAGACACACCGACAGAUGGCCACACCCCCGCCUCCAUGCCCGCGGACUGCGUCUCCUCCCUCAGCACCGUGGUAUAGGACUGUGCAGGGAGCUGCAUCCGGACAUUACCUGCUGGUUGAGGAAGGUCACGAGUGCGUUCUGCACCGGGAGAGGACGCAGCAGACCGUGGUGUCAUUUAUCAAAAAUGCUGACUGCAGGGAGGAGAGUUCAAGUUUGUACACACGUAUAAGAAGCAGCAACCGUUUGUUUGAGGAGCGAGGACGCCGUCUUUCUGAAGACUCUUCUGCAGUUGGGAGUGUUGUUUUUUUGAAAACACUGGCAUCUGAGGGAGCAGGGAGGACUGUUUCGGUACAGAGAAAAUAAAAAAACACUACAUUGAAGCUGCACUUUUUCUUUUAGCGUCGACUGAGCAAAGCUUUUGAAACAUCUCAGAGUUGGCCUGAUUGGUCGAGAAGCCGUGAUGUAAAUACCCCUUCAGGUCAGCGCCCGGUCAAAUUUGUUAUACUUGUGUGUCACACUCCAGCACAAAGUUAAGAAUGCCAGACGGACAGUGAAGCCAGCUAUUGUUCCUUGUGCGUUUUUGUUUUGCAUCUUAACUGUUGUUCAAACGGACGUAUCUGUUGUCGGUCUCAAGGCUACAAUAAUGUUCUCAUCAGCCCCGUCUGUCGCGGCAUGUCCCGGAUCUCGAUUUCUACUCGCUCAUAAGAAUCUGCUGUCCCCUCACUUUCUUAAUAGUCUGAUACAUGACGCUGUCUUCCAGGUUUAUAGCGCAUAUUUGCAGCAAAAACGUUUUGUAAUUAAGAGGUUUAACCUUGCAAGAAAGUACGGUUAGUUUCCUGCUAUAGGGGUUUUUAUUAGGUAAUGCUGACACAAGGCAUUGUGUAUCGAGGAAUGUUGUGGUACUGAUAAAUAUCUGAGUUUGUUAUUGUUCUUUUUGAUGAUAAUUUAUGACUGCAGGCUAUAAUCUUGAUUGUUUUAUUAUGGGAUAGACGCAGUCUGAACCCCCCCCUACCCCCCCUCCCCACUGAUCAGUGAGCGGAAGCGAUGAAGCUUUUCAAGUGUACGUGUGAAGAUUAGGGAUGAUGUCCCCCCCGUCAUUAAAUUUGAGAAAAUCAAUUUAUUUAAGAUAACUGUUCCCAUCAUGAAGUGGUUUAAUCACGCAGACGGUCCCAUUGUCGUUACUUUAUCAUCAACUCUUUCGCAGCAUAGUUGUGUAUUUGCUAACUGAACCAUGUUUAGUGAUUUCAAAGCUCAAUGUUUUGCACGCUCAUCCCUCGAUUUAAUCAGGGUUUUUUUUGUUUUUUUUGUUUGGCAAAGAAAUUUAUUGUCACAUUUUGGAUGCUGCCCCCUCCAUUUCCUGAUGUGUUUGUACGUGUGGGUUCUCCACGCGAUGCAUCUCAGUUAUUGAGGUUGUUUUCAGCUACUGAUGAUGAAGAUCACAGACUGUAGCUGUGAGUCUUUUUCUGUUUGGUGUCGAUGGAUCUGUUACCGUCCUUGUUUCUCAGUGGGAUCGCAGUGCAAAAAAAAAUAAUUGUAAUAAAAAGAAAAGUGUAAACUUGUAUAUUUGGAACUUGUUAGACCCCUUUUAUGACGACGACAAUCGUUUGAUUCACUCAAGGAUGAAUUUAACAAAGCCAGAAGAAGUUAGAUCAGAGUCGACCCUCAUUCACCAGCAUUCAAACCGCUAUUUUGAUCUGCCUCAAGAAAACCAGCUGUAAAUGUGCGUCUGAAUGCAUCUCAUGUUUGAAUGUACUGUAUGUAUAGAACAUUAUUAUUAUUUUAUGUUGAAGCUUAUUUUCCCCAUUUUUUUUUUUUUUUUUUUUUGGCAUUGACAAUCCACAGCGGAUUAUCCAACGAACAAAAUCUCAUAAAUUGUGAAAAAAGUAGCGUCUGCAUGUGUGUGUAUAGGAGAUGGUGUUCUGGUUCAGAUUUUUUCUUUUUUUCCAUUAAGUUUGAUUUUAUUUUUCAACCUGCUUUUUAGAGCUGCAGUGCAUGUUUUUUAUCUUUUGGCAUGCUGAGAGAUUUUUCUUUUCAUGGAAACAUUUUAGCUCAACAGUCUGUCUGUACAAAAUAGGUUCAAAAAGACUAUAUAGUUUAACAUCUCCGUAUGCAUCAAAAAACCUGCCCGCGACCCGAACAGCUGCAGCAUUUACACUGUAGUUCCUGUGCUAGACUAUGGUGGUGUGACAACUAAUUUUAUUGGAUUUGAAAUGUUUUAUGUAUAAUACAACAAAUGCUACAUUU
Messenger RNA from Sebastes umbrosus (honeycomb rockfish), 4233 nucleotides. RefSeq names its product DiGeorge syndrome critical region gene 2 (gene dgcr2). The record is from RefSeq and is a predicted model, not a curated record. The coding region runs from base 444 to 2066 and encodes 540 amino acids. The transcript is spliced from 11 exons. Lineage: Eukaryota; Metazoa; Chordata; Actinopteri; Perciformes; Sebastidae. Gene Ontology annotation, cellular component: membrane. Gene Ontology annotation, molecular function: protein binding.